AUCUUAGAGUUUCCUUGCAGUACUAAUCUGGUAGUGACUGUGGCAGAAGGUAUUACCACCUUUGGAAACAUAUUAAAAAGUAGAUGUGUAGCGGUAUCAAAAUAUAUAAUGGAUAUACAACUAGAAAAACUCACUAAGGAAGUUUCAGUUAGUGCACCAAAUAAUAUAGAAUAUAUAGCAAGAAGUUUAACAAUAAAAGAUUUAGACAAGAUCACAAACUCGGAAUUAAUUGCAUAUGGAAGAUUUUGCACAGCAUUAAGCAAAGCUGAAUGCAGAAGAAUAGAAGAAGGCCAAAUAGAAAACAAAGAAGAAAUCAAAAAGAGAAGCAACAAAAUGGAAGAAAUUAUGAAAACAGAAGAAGAAGAAGACAUGCAAAUAGGAGAGUUGAGAAAAAGAAGACAAGAAGAAGAACCAGAAAAAAAGAUAGAAUCGAAAGAAAGAAAUAUAAAAGAAUCAAUUCAACAAACCAAAAGUGAGAGAGAGGGAGACGAACCAGAAGAAAGUAUAGUAAUCUCAGGCCCAGAUGCAAGCUCAUAUGACUGGCUUAAAGAGAAAGAAAUUGAA
Ambispora leptoticha is the source of this 564-nucleotide messenger RNA. The record is from the annotation of a GenBank genome assembly. NCBI's taxonomy places the organism in Eukaryota, Fungi, Glomeromycota, Glomeromycetes, Archaeosporales, Ambisporaceae.